Molecule: messenger RNA, 1068 nt
Organism: Necator americanus (New World hookworm)
Lineage: Eukaryota; Metazoa; Nematoda; Chromadorea; Rhabditida; Ancylostomatidae
Exons: 9
Coding region: 1-1068 (355 amino acids)
Source: RefSeq, a predicted model, not a curated record
AUGAAGCUACUCGUCUUCGGCUGUAACGACAUCUACAACACAUAUGAUCAACGACAGUUUUUGGUGCUUUUGCUAUUUUCUAUUUGGUGUGUACUAAUAAAAGGACAGUGUGACAACACCGCAGCCCCAGAUGAUCUCAAAGAUUGCCAGGAGCUUGGCGGAGAAUUUGUGUACACCGAGGAAUUGAAAGAAGUUUUCGAAAUAGUUCAUGUACUUCGUGGAAGGCUCACUUACAAGGAUACCAAUGAUGUGACCUUGGAUGCGAUUUCAAAUCUCACAAUCAUCAUUGAAGAGUCGCCAGCUUUGGAGGUGCUUAGCAACAAGAAUCUGCAGGAUAUUCGCGCAUUACUCACAAUGAAUUUUGAUGGGCCACCACCUCAUGCAGUAUUUGUCGACAAUCCCAUGAUAUGUGAUACAAUCCAAGUGCGUGAGAAGCUUAUUGAGAAAGCGGGCGGACCAUUUCUCUUCAACUCUCAGUGUCUGCAACAAUGCAUGGGCGGAGUAGUCGAUGAAGAUUAUCUGGCCCAUUUCCCAACUUAUUGCUCACGAAUUCAGGGGGAUCUCUUGAUUAAAAAUAGAAAAGGUGUUCCGGAUAGUUUUAUGAAACUACAGCAGGUCGAAGAGAUUUAUGGACUCUUGAUCAUCGCCAACAAUACUAAUAUACCAAAUCUCGAUUUUCUCCGAUAUUUACGGAGAAUAGGAGAGUCAACGUUGGCCGAGCCACCAUUAAUCCUGGUGAAUAAUAGCGGCUUAACUUCGUUGGGCUUACCACAUCUAGAAGAGAUUCGUUCUGGAGAAACAGAAUAUUUGGUUGUACUCAAAUAUGCGGAAGGACAGCAUAUUUCGGAUAUGAACACAUUGCAAAACGUGGCGGGGAAUCGAAUCCUCCUUUCUCAUGUAGAAUCUGAGGGUGAGGAAGAUGAAGAACGAAGCGGGAAUAUGUGGAUUGCCAUAAUAGUGGUCGUUGUUGGAUCUUUGUUCCUGAUGGUGCUAUGCGGAACUAUUCUAGUUCUCGUGAAAAGAAAAGAUGCAAGCGAAAAGAAUAAACAGAAAAAUCAGGCUAGUUAG